Messenger RNA from Octopus sinensis (East Asian common octopus), 2066 nucleotides. Its product is annotated as guanine nucleotide-binding protein subunit beta-5. The transcript has 10 exons. Gene Ontology annotation, cellular component: heterotrimeric G-protein complex; cytoplasm. Gene Ontology annotation, biological process: G protein-coupled dopamine receptor signaling pathway; G protein-coupled receptor signaling pathway. The coding region runs from base 471 to 1532 and encodes 353 amino acids. Gene Ontology annotation, molecular function: signaling receptor complex adaptor activity; protein binding. The record is from RefSeq and is a predicted model, not a curated record. NCBI's taxonomy places the organism in Eukaryota, Metazoa, Mollusca, Cephalopoda, Octopoda, Octopodidae.
ACUGUCUGUAUCUCUCUCUGUAUUUCUUUCUCUUUCUCUCUUCCUAUCCCUUUUCCCUCUCUUAUACUCAGUCGCUCUUGGCUUUUCUCUAUUCCCUCUGCCUCUCCUCUCAUCAAAAGCUUCCUCUUUCUCAUAUCCAUCAGUCUCACCCACAAUAUACAUACAUACUAAUAUAACAUAACUAUACAUAUAUAUAUACAUCCAUAAAUAUAUAUAUACAUACAUUGAUAUUGAUAAUACAUACACAAAUACAUAUUUAUAUAUACACAUACUCUCAUAUAUUUAUAUAUGUAUAUGUAUAUAUAUGCAGUAAAGAAGAAGAAAGCCUGUCGCUGCUUUCUCCUUCCCGUCAGUUCCCAUUCAUCCAUUCUUCCAUCCAUUCAUCGUUCCAUCCGAUAAAAAGCGCCACACACUCACUGAAUUAUUUCAUUUAAUUUUAUUUCUUCUCCGCCACGCUCAAAGAAAGGAACAUGGCCACGGAUGCUCUGAGUGCCAACCCUACUGAAAGUGUUGAUGCCUUGACAAGGGAGGCUGAUGUACUCAAAGCUAAAUUGGAAGAUGAAAAAGCCAAACUGAAUGAUGUCGAUAUGACGGUGGUAGCACAGAAACUAGAGAAUGUACCUUCAUUAAGCAUAAAACCUCGUCGACAACUGAAGGGUCACCAGGGCAAAGUUCUAUGUAUGGAUUGGUCAGCCGAUAAACGACACAUAGUCAGCUCAUCUCAGGAUGGCAAGAUGUUGGUAUGGGAUGCCUUUACAACCAACAAGGAACACGCAGUUACCAUGCCAACAACAUGGGUGAUGGCCUGUGCUUAUGGUCCUUCAGGAACUGUGGUGGCUUGCGGAGGUCUGGACAAUAAAUGUACCAUUUACCCACUAAGUUUGGAUGAAGAUCCUGCCAGUAAAAAGAAAGCUGUUGCUACACAUACCAGUUAUUUGUCCUGCUGUACAUUUACCACAUCUGAUCAACAGAUUCUAACAGGAAGUGGAGACAGUACAUGUGCACUGUGGGAUGUCGAAAGUGGCCAAUUGAUUCAAAGUUUUCAUGGACAUGCAGGAGAUGUUAUGAGUAUUAAUCUUUCACCUUCAGAAAAUGGUAACCAGUUUGUAUCCGGAGGUUGUGAUAAAGUUGCAAUGGUAUGGGACAUGAGAACUGGUGAAUGUACUCAAGUAUUUGAAGGCCAUGAAAACGACAUCAAUUCAGUCAGAUUCUUUCCCAGUGGUGAUGCAUUUGCUACUGGUUCUGAUGAUGCAACGUGUCGACUAUUUGACUUGCGAGCUGACCGAGAGGUGAACUGCUAUAAAAAAGAAAGUAUUAUUUUUGGUUGUAACUCUGUAGGAUUUUCAUUAAGUGGUCGGUUACUAUUUGCUGGCUAUAAUGACUAUAACGUAAAUAUAUGGGAUGUCCUUAAGAGCAACCGUAUCUGUGUAUUGUAUGGUCAUGAAAACCGUGUUAGUUGUCUUGGUGUAUCACCUGAUGGUACAGCUCUGUGUACUGGUAGCUGGGAUUACACACUAAAGGUUUGGGCUUGAAACCAACAGGCUGCUCUGCUAGAUUAAUAUUUUGCAAGUAUUUUCCGCAUCUGCAAGAGGUCCAAUUUACCAUCACCUCCUUGAAAAAUUUCUUGUUAUUUUGAUUCUAUUCAUCGACUUGCCUCUUACACAACAACAACAACAACAGCAGCAGCAGUAACAACAGAAAAAACAGCAGUAGCAACAAUAUCACUAAUAUUAUUAGGUUGACCAAUGUCCAAAUCUGGCUACUGUUCAAGUCCUGCCAAUUAAUGAUAGCUGAUUGAGAUUCAUUUUGUGUGUAUGCAUGAGACUGCUUUGUGUUUGAAUGUGCAUAUAUAUAUAUAUACACACACACACAUGAUUAUAUACAUACAUACAUACAUACAUACAUACUUACAUACAUGUGUUAUAUGUAUAAUGAUCUAUUCAAUAUGUAUGUGUGUGUGCACAAAGUCUAAAUAACAAAAGAUAAACACAAUUCACUUCUAUUUUCUGUUUUCCUGAAUAUAUAAAAAACUACAUGAAUGUGCGAUCACACACGCACAAGUAUAU